This is a messenger RNA of Vicia villosa (hairy vetch), 768 nucleotides long. RefSeq lists its product as uncharacterized. The transcript has 5 exons. Bases 1 to 768 code for a protein of 255 amino acids. Gene Ontology annotation, molecular function: zinc ion binding; nucleic acid binding. NCBI's taxonomy places the organism in Eukaryota, Viridiplantae, Streptophyta, Magnoliopsida, Fabales, Fabaceae. The record is from RefSeq and is a predicted model, not a curated record.
AUGUUUGCAGGAAGGAAUGGUGACGUUAAUGUCGAGGCAUUGAUGAGGUGGGCUGGUGCGAUUGGACAAGCGCCGCAAGAGAAUGCUGGUAAUGGAGGAAAAGAUGAGUUAUGUGCUUUUAGAGAGUUCCGAAGGUUUAGUACUCACAUGGUGACGAAAGGAGCUGAGGAUUGGUGGACUAAUACUGUGCAGAGAUUCGAUGAAGAAGAAGAUGUGUGUGGAAAGGAAGAAGUGAGAUUCCUGGAGUUGAAACGAGGAAAAGGACAAUACCGUGGGGAAUCGUAUGGUAAUAAGAAAAAGCAAAAAUCUGGUUAUGGCAAGAAGCCAAGUGGGAGAGGAGCAUCUAAUUUGAUUGAGUUGUACAGGUGUGGCAAUCAGGGUCACAAAUUGGUUGAUUGUGGAAUUGAUUCUAGUAGGAUUUGCUACAGUUGUGGUGAGCAAGUACACAUCAGUGCCAUGUGCGACAAGCUAAAGAAGGGGCAAGCGAAAGCGAAAGUGUUUGUGUUGUCUGGUGAUGAGGACACUGCUAAGGAUAGGCUAAUCCGAGAGCAACCUUCUUUCAAUUCUUUGGAUUGUGCUAUGAGAUCAGAUCUUGUCUUAGCUGAUAUGCGUAAAAGUCUGGUUAUUGAUACAUUUGCAAUGAGUUAUGUGUUUAUUUCUUCUUGCCAAGAUGAUGAUGUAUGGAGAAUGAUUUAUGGGAAUCAUUCAUGUUUGGCCAUUUAUGUUGAUAAGAUGUUUUUAUUCUGCUGUGGUAUUUGCAUGUGCUGA